Molecule: messenger RNA, 3643 nt
Organism: Nestor notabilis (Kea)
Lineage: Eukaryota; Metazoa; Chordata; Aves; Psittaciformes; Psittacidae
Gene: HIPK1
Product: homeodomain interacting protein kinase 1
Exons: 16
Coding region: 1-3636 (1211 amino acids)
Biological process (GO): smoothened signaling pathway; peptidyl-serine phosphorylation; peptidyl-threonine phosphorylation
Cellular component (GO): PML body; nucleus; cytoplasm
Molecular function (GO): protein serine/threonine kinase activity; ATP binding; protein tyrosine kinase activity
Source: RefSeq, a predicted model, not a curated record
AUGGCCUCACAGCUGCAGGUGUUCUCCUCUCCGUCAGUAUCCUCGAGUGCCUUCUGCAGUGCCAAGAAACUGAAAGUGGAGCUCUCUGUCUGGGAUGUUUCAGGACAGAGCAGCAGUGACACAUAUUAUACCCACAGCAAAAACCUCCCAGCAGCUCAAGGACAAGCAAGCUCCUCUCAUCAGGUAGCCAACUUCAGCAUCCCUGCUUACGAUCAGAACCUCCUGCUCCCUGCUCCUUCAGUUGAACACGUUGCAGUUACAGCAGCUGACAGCACAGGCAGCAGUGCAACAGCGUCCUUCCAGAACAGCCAAACCCUAACACGUAGGAGCAACCUUUCUUUACUGGAACCAUACCAAAAAUGUGGAUUAAAAAGGAAAAGUGAAGAGGUUGACAGCAACGGUAGUGUGCAGAUAAUUGAGGAACAUCCACCUCUCAUGCUGCAAAACAGACCUGCGGUGGGUGCUGCGGCCACAACCACCACGGUAACCACUAAAAGCAGCAGUUCCAGUGGUGAAGGUGAUUAUCAGCUGGUCCAGCAUGAGAUCCUGUGCUCUAUGACAAACAGCUAUGAGGUCUUGGAAUUCCUGGGCCGGGGGACAUUCGGGCAGGUAGCAAAAUGCUGGAAGCGUAGCACAAAGGAGAUUGUAGCCAUCAAAAUCCUGAAAAACCAUCCUUCCUACGCUAGGCAGGGCCAGAUAGAGGUGAGCAUCCUCUCUCGCUUGAGCAGUGAGAAUGCUGAUGAAUAUAACUUCGUUCGCUCCUACGAGUGCUUUCAACACAAGAAUCAUACAUGCCUUGUAUUUGAGAUGCUGGAACAGAACUUAUAUGAUUUCUUAAAGCAAAAUAAAUUCAGUCCAUUGCCCUUGAAAUACAUCCGGCCAAUUCUGCAGCAAGUGGCUACUGCCUUGAUGAAGUUGAAGAGCUUGGGUCUGAUACAUGCUGACCUGAAACCAGAAAACAUCAUGUUGGUGGACCCUGCACGCCAGCCCUACAGAGUGAAGGUGAUUGACUUCGGUUCAGCCAGCCACGUGUCUAAAGCAGUGUGCUCCACUUACUUGCAGUCACGUUAUUACAGAGCUCCUGAGAUCAUACUGGGUUUACCAUUCUGUGAAGCUAUUGACAUGUGGUCGCUGGGCUGUGUGAUAGCUGAGCUGUUUCUAGGCUGGCCUCUGUAUCCAGGAGCAUCUGAAUAUGAUCAGAUCCGUUAUAUUUCACAAACUCAAGGCUUGCCAGCGGAGUAUCUUCUCAGUGCGGGAACGAAAACGAGCAGGUUUUUUAACAGAGAUCCAAAUUUGGGAUACCCACUGUGGAGGCUAAAGACCCCGGAAGAACACGAGUUGGAGACAGCAAUAAAAUCAAAAGAAGCUCGGAAAUAUAUAUUCAACUGUUUGGAUGAUAUGGCGCAGGUGAAUAUGUCUACAGACUUAGAAGGAACUGACAUGUUGGCAGAGAAGGCUGACCGAAGGGAAUAUAUUGAUUUGUUGAAGAAAAUGUUGACAAUUGAUGCAGAUAAGAGAAUUACUCCACUGAAGACUUUGAACCAUAAUUUUGUUACAAUGGCACAUCUACUGGAUUUCCCACACAGCAAUCAUGUAAAAUCGUGCUUUCAGAAUAUGGAGAUCUGCAAGAGAAGAGUUAAUAUGUAUGAUACAGUGAAUCAGAUUAAGAGCCCAUUCACAACUCAUGUUGCUCCUAAUACAAGCACAAAUCUCACAAUGAGCUUUAACAACCAGCUUAAUACAGUACACAACCAGGCCAGUGUAUUGGCUUCCAACUCNNUUCCGGCAGCUGCUCCCCUUUCCCUGGCAAACUCGGAUGUGUCACUGCUAAACUAUCAGUCUGCUCUGUAUCCAUCAUCUGCAGCACCAGUUGCAGGAGUAGCACAACAGAGUGUUUCCCUGCAACCUGGAACCACCCAGAUCUGCACACAGACUGACCCAUUCCAGCAAACGUUCAUUGUUUGUCCCCCUGCUUUUCAAACUGGACUUCAGGCAACUACAAAGCAUUCUGGGUUCCCAGUAAGGAUGGAGAAUGCUGUCCCAAUUGUACCACAAGCACCCACAGCACAGCCACUGCAGAUCCAGUCUGGUGUUCUCACACAGGGAAGCUGUACACCACUAAUGGUAGCAACUCUUCAUCCUCAAGUAGCCACCAUCACGCCGCAGUAUGCGGUCCCCUUUACUCUGAACUGCGCAGCCGGCCGGCCAGCGCUAGUAGAACAGACGGCUGCAGUACUGCAGGCCUGGCCGGGGGGAACCCAGCAGAUACUGCUUCCUUCCACCUGGCAGCAGCUCCCAGGGGUUGCUUUGCACAACUCCGUUCAGCCAGCGGCUGUGAUUCCGGAGACCAUCAGCGGCAGCCAGCAAUUAGCUGACUGGAGGAAUGCACAUUCCCAUGGAAAUCAGUACAGCACUCUCAUGCAGCAGCCAUCACUACUGACCAACCAUGUGACAUUAGCCACAGCACAGCCUCUGAGUGUUGGAGUUACUCAUGUUGUUAGGCAGCAGCAGAGCAGCAAUGUUCCAGCAAAGAAGAACAAGCAGCCAGCACCAAGCGUGGCCAACUCAACUGUAGAGACUGUGCCCUCCCAGGUUUACUCACUCAUUGGCAGCAGUCCUCUGCGCUCCACCUCGUCUUCUUCCAAUGUGCUCAUCCUAGUGCCAGAGCAGCACCAGCCCAUCGUGAUCCCAGACACUCCAAGCCCACCUGUCAGUGUCAUCACCAUUCGCAGUGACACUGAUGAGGAAGAGGACAGCAAAUACAAACCUGGCAGUCUGAACAUGAAGCAGAGAUCCAAUGUCAUCAGCUACGUUACUGUUAAUGACUCCCCUGAUUCCGACUCCUCCCUGAACAGUCCCUAUGCCAUAGACACACUUGCCUCUCUGGAGAGCACAGGCGGUGCCCUGGAGCUGCCAACUAGAGAGGCAGCUGACAGCUCCAGCUCUCGGAAUAUCAUUGUGCCACCACUGAAGACACAGCUCAGUGACUGUGUUGUAGCUACCCAAGUGUCAGGCAUCCUGAGCAGUACCAGUAAGACCAAGCCAGUGGCCUCCAUGAGCGGGCAGUCAUCAGGAUGCUGUAUAACACCUACUGGGUACCGCUCGCAUCGCGUGGUAACAAAUGGUGCGCAGCCUCUCAAUCUCAGCCAGAACCAGCAAACAACAGUGCUGGCCUCCCAGGAGAGAAGUGGAAAUGCUAUCCCACGUAGGCAGCAAGCUUAUGUGGCACCCCUUGCAUCAACUAUUUCUCAGGCUCCCUAUGCGUUCCAGCACAGCAGCCCAGUGCAUCCCCACCUGGCAGCAGCCACGGCAAGUGCACAUCUGUCCAGCCAGCCGCAUAUGUACACUUAUGCUCCAACCACUGCUGCAACCCUGGGCUCCACCACCUCCAUUGCCCACCUUUUCUCCCCUCAGGGCUCUUCACGGCACACCACGUACGCUGCCCAUCCCAGCACACUCGUCCACCAGGUCCCUGUGAGCGUUGGUCCAAGUCUGCUGACUUCUGCAAAUGUUCCACCUGCCCAAUACCAACACCAGUUUGCUCCACAGUCCUACAUUGGUGCUUCCAGAGGAUCUGCUAUUUACACUGGAUAUCCGCUGAGCCCUACAAAGAUCAACCAGUACUCAUACUUGUAGUUCCCAG